AUCUCCCAAGUCCUUCACAGAGAAACACUUACUCAACCAUGUUUUGAUGGUAGUUAAAUUAGGAAUAUCGUUUCCUAUGAGAAGUAUGUCGUCAACAUACAUAGCAAGGAAGACUACAGAACUCCCACUGACCUUCUUGUAUACAAAAGAUUCAUCCAAGUUUCCUUCAAAACCAAAGCCGAUGACGAUUUCGUGAAAGCGGAUGUUCCAAUUCCAUGAGGCUUGCUUCAAUCUGAAGAUUGAUCGCUGCAACUUGCAUACCUUGUCCACUGCCGCCCACCACAAUAUCUGCCCAGCCCACUGCCGCCCACCACCAUCUCUGCUAAGCCUACCGCCGCCCACCACCGUCUCUGCCCAACCCACCGCCGCUGUUGUACCCGAGACCCGGGGUCUUAUCAAGUAAUCAAUUUGAUGGCGGGUUUACGGAGGAAAUGGAAGCAAGAAGGAAACAACUUUGAACUCCAAAGUUCGGAAACGCGUGAUAGUCGAUUAUCAUUAACUGAUAAUCGAUUAACAAGAUAUGAUUUCCAAACCACGAAUGUUCUAAGAUGCACGAUAGUCGAUUAUCACUUUUAUGAUAAUCGAUUGUUGGAAAUGACGGGGUAAAUAUGGCGGUGAUGAAGGAGUUCUUUUUGGUGUUUUGAUUUAUGAAGAUAGAAUAGAAUGUGGUAUAGGAAUAGAAAAUGGAGAGGAACGAAAUGGAUAGAGAACAAGGAUGGAUAAACCAAAUAAUGAAUAAGAGAUAAACACACUCUUAUUAUAUUUGGGGCUGAUAUCUAUUUCACACAAUAAUAAUCACUACUAAUGUAUAAAAUAGACUCCUAACACACACUCAAAAGUAGCCAACUUUAGAGAUAUUUCAUUAGGAAAUUUGGUUAAAAUAGUAUCACACUAUUUUAAGAGAAUACUCAAAAG
Molecule: messenger RNA, 915 nt
Organism: Cuscuta campestris
Lineage: Eukaryota; Viridiplantae; Streptophyta; Magnoliopsida; Solanales; Convolvulaceae
Source: the annotation of a GenBank genome assembly